CUAAACACAAGCUGAAAAGAAGAGGUGAAGAGAACACUUGUUGCGAGAGCUGGUCCAGGAUGGAGAUAUUAAACGAUCACCUGCUCGACAUUCUGUCCAUCCAGGAGGAAGAUGGAAAGGAGAACAAACGCCAGGCCCUGAGACUGGUUGUUUUCAUGAGAGCGCAGUCUGACGGAUUAGUGAAAGACUAUUUACAUUUUCAAGGUGCUCCACUGUCUAAUCCCGACUUUAACCAGAAGCCUCAGACAGACGGUCUACCAACUCUAGAGGAGCUCCCAGCCUCCCCCUGGAAGCGGCUGUCUCUUAGUCUAUCUGCUUUCGCAUCUCUGGCGAGUUGGUUUGAAUCUGUCAUAUUCUGGCAAACUGACCUCAACCCCAAAGCCAAACAGUUGCACAAACGCUUGGAGACUUGUCACCAGCAGUUAAAGGCCUUGUGUUCCAGCCUUGCCACCAUCCUUGGGAGGGCAGACCUCUCCUAUCCUUCCACACCCACGGUCUCAAAGACGUUUGCCAAGAAGAUCGCCGGCUAUGCUGUGUGUGUGAGUUUCAUCAACUGGCUCCAGCAAACUGAAAGGGACCUUGCCAUCCUUAUUGCAGAGACGGCUGUGUAGCUUCGUACAGAUAGACAUUAGCAACUGACCUACCUCUCAGAGGACACCUGGUAGAUGGAUCUGAAUCUUGUAUGCAACAGACUUUCACUUAGAACUUGCUGUUACAAGCCAUUAACACUCCUGCAAUACCAAAACUACUGUAGAACCCUGAAUCUUGUCCUGAGCCCGUGGAAAAAGAAUUCCCGUUGGAAUGUUGGACGUAGGACUUUUUCGUUUAAUCUUUUCCAGCAAGUGCCUAUGGUAUGCAUUGGCUCGAGGCCAAAAGCACGAUCCAUGCGAUAUCGUAAAAUGGACCUUCUGAUCUUCUUUCAGUCUGAACCAUCUUGGCUCCAUGAGUACAGCAACAGGAUUUAGAUUCCCUCUUGCACACUCAACUUCACUGUUUUAAGGCUUGUAUUUUAGUUUAUAUUUUUACUAAUUUUAAAAAUUAAAGAUGGCUUUUACUUAAGUUG
Molecule: messenger RNA, 1063 nt
Organism: Pelobates fuscus (common spadefoot toad)
Lineage: Eukaryota; Metazoa; Chordata; Amphibia; Anura; Pelobatidae
Product: cardiotrophin-2-like
Exons: 3
Coding region: 60-611 (183 amino acids)
Biological process (GO): positive regulation of tyrosine phosphorylation of STAT protein; cell surface receptor signaling pathway
Cellular component (GO): extracellular region
Molecular function (GO): cytokine activity
Source: RefSeq, a predicted model, not a curated record